AGACGUAAUAUCUUAAAAAAAAUCAAAUUACGAAUCCUCUGAUGAAUGAUAUCUUCUUUACUUUGUACAUUUCAAUUCACGUUGAAGUUCUCUUCAGCAAUACAGAUAUUACGAAAAGCUCACAAAUACGGGAAAGAUUGUCACUCACAAAUUGCCAGAGAUGAGAUGAUGUAAAAUUUUAGUAGAUAGAAAGCGUGUCAAGAAGCUUUGAUACAUAAUUGAUCAUAAAAUUACAUUUAUACAAAUCUAUCUACUAAAAUUUUACAUCACUUUAUCUUUGGCAAUUUGUGAGUUUUUUUGGAUAUAUAAGUUUUUCGUAUACGUAGGCUGGAAAAGUUUCGGCAAUCUAAUACUUCCAGCGGCGCCAACGUUCUGCUACUAUCAUAUCCGUAAAAUUAAACAUUUUUAACCUAUAAUUCAGUUGACAGUUUGUACCCAAGCCAACUAGUUUUGUUUGCAUAGUAUUUUAAAAGAAGUUAUUUUGUGAGAAAAUGGAAAUUUCGCGUGAAAAUUUUCGGGCAAUGAUUUUUUACGAUUACAAAUGUAAUCUAACUCCGAAACAAUGCAUCGAUCGACUUCAUUUGGCUUUUGGGGAUGAAGUACUAUCCAAUAGGACUGUUUAUAAUUGAUUUGCCGAAUUCCAGCGUGGACGUAUCUUUCUUUGUGACGAAUUCCGUAAAGGUCCAUCCACGUCUGUUGUUGCCACUAAUGUUGAUGCUGUGCGUGAAAUGAUUGAGCGAAACCGGCAUAUGACAUACCGCGAGAUUUAGGCAUCCUUAGGCAUUGAGACAUGAAAGCAAUACAAUUUUGCAUGAUCACUUAAGCGUACGGAAACUUUGCAGUCGUUGGAUCCCACACAAUUUGACCGAAGCUCAAAAAUAGGCUCCUGUUAAAUGGAGCAAAGAAAUGCUCAAGAAAUUCAAGGGUUCAAGGUCGGUCAAAUUUGGUUUACAACAUCAUUACUGGGAACGGAACAUGGAUCUAUUCGUAUGAGCCCAAAAGUAAACAACAAUCCACCGAUAUUUGAGUAUUUCAAAAUGAAUCGAAACCAACAAAAGUUGUUCGUUCACGCAGCCAAGCAAAUGAUUGCUCGUUUCUUCAGUUAUACCGGACAUGUGGCAACCGUGGCUUUAGAGGAUCGAAGGACUGUAAAUACUGAUUGGUAUACAACAAUUUAUUUGCCAGAAAUCAUAAAUGAAUUGCGUAGAACAAACCGAAAUCGUCGCAUCAUCAUGACAACGCCAGCUGUCACACAGCACGUCAAAUCAUGGAUUUUUUAUCCAUAAAUUCGAAUUGAUGACUCAUUGUCCGUAUUCACCUGAUUUAUCAACUAAUGAUUUCUUUUUGUUCCCAAACGUUAAAAAGAAGAUGCGUGGUGAGCGAUUUGAGUCGUCUGAAGCAGUUGUUGAAACAUUUCGUACACUGAUUUCUAAGAUUACAGCCUCAGAGUGGAAAAAAUGCUUCGAAAAACAAUAAAGCCAUACCGAAUUUUACAUGUUUUUUUUUCAUAUUGUUUGCAGAAACUUUUCCAGCAGCCUACGUAUCUAUAUUGUCUCAUUAGCCUUAAUUUAUA
Molecule: messenger RNA, 1573 nt
Organism: Acromyrmex echinatior (Panamanian leafcutter ant)
Lineage: Eukaryota; Metazoa; Arthropoda; Insecta; Hymenoptera; Formicidae
Source: RefSeq, a predicted model, not a curated record